Molecule: messenger RNA, 2194 nt
Organism: Cuscuta campestris
Lineage: Eukaryota; Viridiplantae; Streptophyta; Magnoliopsida; Solanales; Convolvulaceae
Source: the annotation of a GenBank genome assembly
CCACGCGUCUUCUGCUUAUGGCUCCUACUACGGAAGACUUUCUGAAACAAAAUCAACGUCUUCUGUCUUCUUCGCAGGGCUAAAUCUCCACUCCCUGAUUUAUCUCCAAAAAUACACUGAUUUUCGGAUUAAUUUCUUCACCGAAGGAAAGGAAUCAACGGUCUCUGCUUCGCCAAAGGAAAGUGUCAAAGAUUUUGUCGAUUUCUCUAUAAUUAGAUGCCGAUCCGGCCAAUCAGAUCCAUGGCCUAUCGUAUUCACCGACUAAAAAAAGGCAAGGAAUAUCAGUGCACGCAUUCUUUUGUAAAAAGUUCAAGGGAAAAUUCUUCGAUCGGUCACCUUCGUCUCCUUCUGCAUUAAUGGCUUACUACAACAAUAAGAAGACAUACAAUCUCAAGUUGAAAUCAAGAAGACUUGAGGUAUAAAUCUGCUUAAUUUAGAGUUCAAUUUUAAACCCCUCUUUGAUAGUAAUUUGUUAUAUAUGGAGUAAAUACUACCGUCUGUACCUCUCCACUCAAUCCGAACAUGCUUGAGGAAAUUGUAAGUACAUUUACAUAGUGCUGCCAAGAACUUCAUGUUUGAGGAGGUGUGUGUUCUGCAAAAAGUAAUUUACUCCUUAGUUUAUGAGAUGAGCAUUUAGUUUUUCAUUUAAUAAUUUGCUGCUGGGUUUUGACAUAUACAAGAUGAAGACGGUUAAAGUAGAAAAAAUAUAGUCCUAAAGUUAUAUUGUUUUAUUAUUAUUUUGAUCAGUAGGCAGUCUAUGCUUUAAUUCGAUUGUGACAAAUCUAUAACUUUUUCCUUGGUCAACAUAUUUAAAAAAAACAUUCUAUCUGCCAAUUUGGCAACUGGUUUGCAGAUCACAUUACAAUACUAACUGUGAUCAUAUUGAUAAUUGCAUUAUCACAACAGUGAAGUGACACGGAGUGACAGUCCAUAUACUCAAGUGAUUAGUUGACAUUGGUAUCAUUAUUAGUCAUUUGCAUUCUUUGAGACUGCUAGUUUCCCAAUUUGCCACUACAUAUUUCAUUUGGAAUAAAAAAUCCAGUUAAAAGAAAAUUGUUUAAACCCUUGACAUGGCUAGGCCUCUUUUAUUUUGAAUACAUUGUUUGUCUUAUUUGUAUACUCAUGUAUUUUUUUUUCAAAUCUCACCAUGGAAGUUUUGGCAUUCAAAAAGAGCUUGACGAACCCCUGCUUCGCAAGACGUAUCCUUUCAAGGUUAAGAUCAGAGAGACCCCCAGAAGGGAUGGUGCCCUGGAAUCGGUUGGAUUAGGCUCUGGCGAGAGGUCACUGAAAAAUUGGUGGAAGGCGUGGCAAGCAACUGUGGAUAAUUCCUAGGUACAAACGCGAGCGCACAAACUGGAUAGCAAAAUCAUGGAACGUACAGGGGAAGUCUUGCAAAUGAAACUAUAGAAAAUUUAAUGAAGUUCCUAGCGCGAAGUCUGCUAAGAACCUUGCAAUCACAAUAGAGGACAUACCCAGCGAAGAGAAGAUAAGUUGUGGCCCAAAUAUUACCAUGUGAGACUGGAAAUAUGGUCACGAAUGCAGGGUGGCAAAAUAGCAUGAAAGACCUGAUGCAAAAAGUGAAAAUCAUGAGUUGUCUAAUUCUGCUUCACCCAUGAAACAUCAGAUGCUUUGCUGUAGAAUGCUUCACUAUGGAAUGGGUCCAAAAUUGACACCAGAUGUUGCCAUCACCAUUGAUACCAAAUACUCCCUCCGUCCCACUCUCUUUGUCCACUUACCUUUUGGCACACCAUCUAAUGCACUUCUUUAAUCCAUUUUAUCUUGUAAGUUGUAUAUUAAAAAAUUAUAGAAAUUAUAUAUUAAUAAUCUAUAUGUUAAGACAAAUCAAACAAGAUCACACAUGACUAUAUUUAGGCUUACACAUUGAGAGAAUUUGAUUAGUCAAAGUGCUUAGAUGAACAGUUCCAAAAGUCAAAAGUGGACAAAGAGAGUGGGACGGAGGUAGUAUGCCUUUAUGACCUGAGCAGGCAUGAAGGAACUCACUGAUUAUGCACACUGAUGCAGUCAGCUCCCCCAAUAACCUGUUGUAGCGGCCAAAGCUCGGUAUGGUGCUGCAGCCACUAUUACUCAUAGAAAAGUGGGAACUUUUCGAUUUGGCAUAUCAAAGAUGAAUUAGGGAUGGGUAAACAUAGGGAGAGAGUACCUGUAUAGAGAAAAGCUUCUUUUGUUACUCAGA